AACCGGGUUGAAAAAUCAUUUAAAAAAAACCCCCCAAAGCCACCGCCGAGCUCCAUGGCUGGGGCUGCCUUGGCACCGAGAACGUCCCUGACAUGCGGGCGGCAGCCAGAGCAUCUGUGCCGGAGGGCUCGGGGUGGCGGUGGGGAGGGAGAGAGGAAAUCUGGAACCCAUAAGCUCCAGAGCCGCUGGCGUUCCCCUGCAUUGGUCUGCGCCCGGUCCGCCCCCGCCCCGCUCGCCCUAUCAGCAGGAGCCGUUCCCGAAGCCAUCCCAGAGCCCUCCUCUCCUGGCCCAAAGGAAAAGCCAAGGAGCUCCUUGGAGGGCUCUGCGGGGCUUGGGGCGCCCGGGGAGCCCCAGGGCGAAUGCUCCGGGCCGCGCCUCGGGAGCCACCGCCGGCUCCUCCGCAGCGCAGGGAGCCGAGGAGAUGAAGGAGGAGAACCCGUCCCCGGAGUCCCCCGAGGGCAGCGCGGCCACCAGCGAGGACGAGGCCGAGCGGCUGCCCAGGAAGAGCGGCCGCAAGCGCGGGCAGGGCCCCGGCGGAGCCCCCUCGCCGCAGGGCAAGCGCAGCCGGCGCAGCCCGGCCCCGCAGCCCCCCGAGGACGCCCACGCCCAGCGCGUCAUCGCCAACGUGCGGGAGCGCCAGCGCACCCAGUCCCUCAACGACGCCUUCGCCGAGCUGCGCAAGAUCAUCCCCACGCUGCCCUCGGACAAGCUCAGCAAGAUCCAGACGCUCAAGUUGGCCGCUCGCUACAUCGACUUCUUGUGCCAGGUGCUGCAGAGCGACGAGCUGGACCACAAGGUCGCCACCAGCUGCAACUUCCUGGCCCACGAGAGGCUCAGCUACGCCUUCUCCGUGUGGAGGAUGGAGGGCGCCUGGUCCAUGUCGGCGUCCCACUGAGCCGGGUCUCCGCCUCGAUGGAAGCAGCUCCAGCACCCAAAACCCCCAGGAGCCUCCCCGGAGAGAGGAGGGAACGACCCCCAAACCCCCAACAGCCCCGGGGACCCCAAAAACUUUGGGAAUGAGCCCGAGGGAGCCGCGGCAGGAGCUGCUUUGAGGGUUCAGACGCUGCUGGAGGAACUCGGGGCUGGGAUUUAUUGUGGGCUCGCAGGUAAGGAACCGUCCCCACUUCCAGCCCUUCCCGGAGCCUCCGGGAGCUGCCUCGAGCAGGAAAAUGGGGCUGGAGCCCCCCCAGGAGCCCCCCAAGGACCUCGGGGGUCCCCCCGCUUCCAUCCCGCCCCGAAGGCUCCGCGCCGGGCCGCUCCCAUGGAUUGUGCUCCCCCACGGAUGAGGAUUCGGGGAGAUUUGGGGGCGCUGACCCCCCCAGUUCCUUGGGAUCCAUCAGGAAUCGAGGCUGGAGACGGAGCCGCCGGGAAUUUGGGGAUUUCGGGGCCGUUUUGGGGACUCUGAGCGGGUUUGGGCUCUUUCGGGGUGUGGAGAGGGCAGGGAAAGGACGAUGGAGGUGUUGGGGCGCCCAAAACGACCCCAAUAAAGCCCAGGGGGAAUGUUCCAGGGUCCAAUCCUCGUUUUUCCUACGGAAAUGGCGCUGCCGGGCCCCCCCUGCACCGCCCUCGGCUGGACUGCUUUUAUUGGAAUCAGGCAAAAAUAAAAAUCAGGUUUUUUGCCUGUUAUGGCAGAAAAAGAGGGGGAAAUCCCAUCCGGGGAGGCCACAACAGGCCUGAACCCCCAAAUAUUCCAUGGGAGAGGAAUUCCUGUGGUGAUCAGAUUUGGGACGCGCCAGAGAAUCCACGGAGGAGCCACAGGAAGGCCCCGAGUGACUUUUGCUACCCAAUUCCCAAUUUUUACUGCAGCGGGAGCGGAUUCCCUGCUCCGGGGAGCUGACUGCAGCCUCCAAAAAAAACCUGGAGGUGCUUAAAAAAAAUCAAAAUUCUGUUAAAAACGGGGCUGUGGUGGCUUCGUUCGGCACCUCACGGGAAGGAUUUCACAGCUGAGAAACAAAAUCGGCUUCAGAAGUGAAAAUCUUCUUUCAAAAAAUAAUAAAUUGCGCUUGAAAAAUAAAGGGGAAAAAACUUAUCUGUGGAGUGAGAUUCCAGUUUCCAGCCAACAAUUUUUUUCAAAAAGGUGAAAUAUAUUUAAAAAAAAAUGUUUUCAAGUAUUUUGGUGCCUCUUGUUUGUUUAAAAAAAAAAAA
This is a messenger RNA of Motacilla alba alba, 2145 nucleotides long. Its product is annotated as twist-related protein 2-like. Lineage: Eukaryota; Metazoa; Chordata; Aves; Passeriformes; Motacillidae. Gene Ontology annotation, biological process: regulation of transcription by RNA polymerase II; developmental process. The coding region runs from base 422 to 895 and encodes 157 amino acids. The transcript has 2 exons. The record is from RefSeq and is a predicted model, not a curated record. Gene Ontology annotation, molecular function: RNA polymerase II transcription regulatory region sequence-specific DNA binding; protein dimerization activity; DNA-binding transcription factor activity, RNA polymerase II-specific.